Pantherophis guttatus is the source of this 2673-nucleotide messenger RNA. The record is from RefSeq and is a predicted model, not a curated record. Lineage: Eukaryota; Metazoa; Chordata; Lepidosauria; Squamata; Colubridae.
GCCCUGAGUCUUCGGAGAAGGGCGGCAUAUAAGUCAAAUUUUAAAAAAAGAAAAAAAUCCCAUUCCCUGCUAGCACUGAUGACGUUACCUAGUUGGGUCAGGAAAGGUCUGCAAGAAAACAAUCAAGUUCAGAGAACAUCAAGGACCACAUAAUCCUCCUCUUCCUACUCAAACAGCCCUCCCUUGUAGCACUGAUGACGUUACUUAGUUGGGUCAUGAAACGUCUGCCCAGGCUCAGAAAGUACUAAAAACCCUGCAACCAACCUCUUUUGGAAACUUUUCCAUUCCUCUUUCUGAAAAACGGUGGCCCCCCCACCCCAACACCUUGUCAUGCAUCUGCUGUUUACGUCUUGUGAGCCUCUGUUCACCCAACAUUUGUUGUGUUCUCUUCCUUCCGGUUUGAUACGAUCCGUUCCACCUUUCCUCCCAUGCGGUCCUGUUGGCAGCUCCCCCCCCCCACGUGGUUCGUGGCAUCUGACGGCCUCUUUUUCUCUUUCCCCUCUUGUGCCCAGAGUCCAAUGGAGACAUUUCGCAGUACAAAGGCAGCGUGUCCUGUUCGAUGCAGAGCAAGGAUGGGAGCGCCCCUGGAUCGGUGUACGUCGAAUACGACACCGGCCAGUAUAUCCAUCCGGCCGAAGGGAUGUUCCGGAGGCCUACAGAAGGCCAAUCCCUGAUCAGCUACCUGUCGGAACAAGAUUUUGGCAGCUGUGAAGACCUGGAGAAGGAAAACGCCCACUUCAGCAUCUCCGAGUCGCUCAUUGCUGCCAUCGAGCUGAUGAAAUGCAACAUGAUGAACCGUCAGAUGGAAGAGGAGGAGGAAGAAAGCGACAAGGUGAUUCAAGACCUUAAGCAGAAGAUCCGUAUCCGCCGGCAACAAAUUCGGACCCGCUACCUCCACCCGGCGUGCCAGGAUGUGGGCUCUGACAGUCUGAAAGCGACAGACAGCGGAUCGUAUUUCAGCUCCCAAGACUCAACCUGCCCCUCCGACUCGGGGUCUGCGGAAGAGGUGGAUGAGUACGAGAUCCGAGAUGGAAACGAAGGAUCCAACCUGAUUCACAUGUCCAACAGUGACCUGUCCGUCUCGAUGGCCUCCUUGUUUUCAGACGCGGACAUCAAGAGGAGCCAACCCCCGAGUAAAAAGUCCUUCCUUUCCUCUGGCUCCACGAGCUACCACAGCUUCCUCAACUCCAACUCGGCCGAAGCCGUAGCCAUGGGCUUACUCAAGCAGUUCGAAGGGAUGCAGCUGCCCGCGGCCUCUGAACUCGAGUGGCUGGUGCCCGAGCAUGACGCCCCACAGAAGCUGUUGCCGAUUCCCGAUUCCGUGCCCAUAUCUCCGGACGACGGAGAGCACGCCGAUAUUUACAAGCUCCGCAUCCGGGUGCGGGGGAACUUGGAGUGGGCCCCUCCCCGCCCGCAGAUCAUCUUCAAUAUCCAUCCAGCACCAACGAGGAAGGCAGCAGUGGCCAAGCAGAACUACCGUUGCGCUGGCUGUGGGAUCAGGACAGAUUUUGAUUACAUCAAGCGGAUGCGCUACUGCGAGUACCUGGGCAAAUACUUCUGCCAGUGCUGCCACGAGAAUGCCCAGAUGGUCAUUCCCAGCCGCAUCCUUCGCAGGUGGGACUUCGGCAAAUACUACGUCAGCAAUUUCUCCAAGGAUCUGCUGCAUAAGAUCUGGAAUGAUCCCCUCUUCAACAUGCAGGACGUUAACUCUGCCCUCUACCGUAAGGUCAAGCCUCUCAACCAAGUCAGGCUUUUAAGAAUCCAGCUGUACCACAUGAAGAACAUGUUCAAGACGUGUCGCCUAGCUAAAGGACUUCUGGAUGCCUUCGACGCAGUGCCCGGCCACCUGACCGAAGACCUUCACCUGUAUUCCUUAAACGACUUAAGCGCCAUCAAGAAGGGGGAGCUUGUCCCCCGCUUGACUGAGCUCCUCCGGGUGGGAGAGGUGCACGUUGAGAAAUGCAUGCUGUGCCAAGCGAAGGGGUUCAUCUGCGAAUUCUGCCAGAAUGAGGACGACAUCCUGUUUCCCUUUGAGCUGAACAAGUGCAAGACGUGCGAAGAGUGCCGAGCUUGCUACCACAAGGGCUGCUUCCGGUCGGGACCUUGCCCCAAAUGCGCCCGUUUGCAAGCUCGCCGGGAGCUUCUCGCCAAGCAGAGUCUGGAAGCCAACCUCUCCGACUACGAACCGGAGGAGGACGACACGGUAGGAGCAGCCACGUGACGUCCGAGAAGCUGCAGGUCGCCGCGCAGCCUGCGCUUCCAAAGACUGAACUGAUCAGCCGCGAAGCCGGACACUCUCCCACGCUCCCGAAGCCCAAGCAACUCUUCACGGCUUUGGCCUGCGGGAAGGGAAGUUUCCCCUCCUUUUGCUGGAACUCGAGCAAACAGAUUUGGCUCCUGUGACCAGCUCGGAUGCACAACUUCAAGAUGAAUUUUCCUUUCUACGGGAAGGCAGAGGAUUUGGCUCGGUGCGCGUCCUACAAGGACUUUGCUCCAUCCACGGGGGAGACGCUAAGGAUGGGCUUUCCGGAGGUUUGAGUUCCCCGACACAAUCCGGCCACGCUCGUAAAAAGCGGAAAAAAAUCAACCCUCCUGCCUCGUUCGACUUGCCGUAUCGGUUGCUGUGUGCCGGAUGAGGCCGUUGUGUUCUUUUUUAUUAUUAUUAUUAAUUUU